UUGCCUAGUCUUUACCUGAAGGUUAGAGACGCUUGUGAAGUGAUCAACAUAAUAUCAACCCUACCCUCAAUCUCUUCUUCCUAUUAUAUAUUAGUUGCCUCUUGGAUCGAUCGAUCUUAUCAUGAACCAACCCUCCCUUGUUGAUUUUUAGUCUAGUGAUCACUCUUUAACUUUGUUGCUCGGCUCAGCUAUAUAAUUUGCACAGACGUAGAAAUAAUAAUGAGGCCAAGGAGUAAAGCCAUGUUUUAUUUGGUUUACGAUAGGGGUUGACAUCCAUCUCCCUCCAUAAUUUUUUUAUUUUAUUUUAUUUUCAUUUUCCUUCCUAAUCUAAGCUAUAUUAGUGUAUAUAGUUUGUUUGAAUUAAUUGUUUCCAGAGUGAAAUUAAUUAAAUGGAUGAUGUUGAUGAGAGUACUAAGAAGGGAAAAGGGAAUAAGAAAGGUGGUGGUGGGCUGAUCACGAAAACAUGGGAGCGAUGCAAGUCCAUAGGACGAGGCCGAAAGGUAACUUCUUCUUCAACUAAUACUAAUACUAAUACUAUGAGAAGCAAAUCAUGGCCAAGGCGUGACCGAGAAAACAAAAACAAAAACAGUACUACUAUUGUGGCCCCCGAAGGUUGCUUCUCGGUGUAUGUUGGACCCCAAAUGCAAAGGUUUGUAAUCAAAACCGAGUACGCAAGCCACCCCUUGUUCAAGAUGUUGCUCGAAGAAGCUGAAUCUGAGUAUGGUUACAACAGCCAAGGCCCUUUGGCCCUUCCCUGCCACGUUGAUGUCUUCUACAUGGUCUUGAUGGAAAUGGGUUCUGAUGAAACUCAAACCACUCCUCAGGGCUGUGCCUGCGUUAAGCGAUCUCCCUCUGCUUAUCAACCUAUGAAGUACCGACACUCUCCCUCUGCUUAUCAACCUAUGAAGUAUCGACACUAACACGGAUACAGACACGAAUACGUAGACACCUCACCUCUUGAAAAAGUUAAUGAGAUGUUGAUUUAUCAGUGUCGGUGUUCAUGCUUCAUAGUUAUCAACUUCUUCCCCCUCCCAUAAACCACUACUAAUAUUCAUGUACUAAUCAUCUAUUGAAAUUUAGUUUUCUCUUUCUUUAAUUUCCUUUCGGGAAUUCAAAUAAAAUUACUGUAUCGUCUAUUGAAUAUGCCUCUUGUUUCUCUAUCACACAAUGACUACAAAUAUUAGUGCCGUGCUGCCUGCUA
Molecule: messenger RNA, 1201 nt
Organism: Glycine soja
Lineage: Eukaryota; Viridiplantae; Streptophyta; Magnoliopsida; Fabales; Fabaceae
Product: auxin-responsive protein SAUR71-like
Exons: 1
Coding region: 390-920 (176 amino acids)
Biological process (GO): response to auxin
Source: RefSeq, a predicted model, not a curated record